UUCCCACACUGCCCUGGUCCCAGACUGUCCCAGCCAGGGCAGCAAAAAAGAAAGGAGCAAGUGCCAGGGAGCCAGGCACUUGGAAAGUGGCUAGUUUGACCAAGACCCCCCAACCCUGCCUGGAGAGGUGGUGGCUACUGUUCAGUGUGGCUUGGGAGACAUCAGUGCAGCUUGCCAGCAGAUGUUUGCAGGAUCUGCCCAUCAGGCUCGCUUCCUCCCCCUGCUCAGCUUCACAUCCUGAUUGAAUUAGGGACUGGAACUCACCGCUCUCCCACUGUCAUGGGACCCAGGAUAGGACCAGCAGGUGAGCGGCCCCAGAUGCCAAACAAGGACUCCAAUGCUACAAUGGACACAGAAGACAUACCUGGAGGCAAAUCCAGCCCAGAACCUCGGAACUUUGGGCCUCGUGUCUUCCAAAGCAUCAAGUUCUUCGUCCUGUGCCACAGCCUGCUACAGCUGGCACAGCUCAUGAUCUCUGGCUAUCUCAAGAGUUCCAUCUCCACCGUGGAGAAGCGUUUCGGCCUCUCCAGCCAGACCUCAGGGCUACUGGCCGCCUUCAAUGAGGUGGGUAACACAGCUUUGAUUGUGUUUGUGAGCUAUUUCGGUAGCCGAGUGCACCGGCCCCGCAUGAUCGGCUGUGGGGCUGUCCUAGUAGCCCUGGCAGGGCUACUCAUGAGUCUCCCGCACUUCAUCUCGGAGCCGUACCACUUUGACCACACCAGCCCUGAGGAUGUGUCACAGGACUUCGCAGCUUCCCUGUGCCUGCCCACAGCCUCAGCCCUGGCCCCUGACCACUCCAACGGCAACUGCUCCAGCUUCACAGAGGUCCGGCAUGUGACUGUGGUGGGGCUCAUGUUCCUGGCACAGACCCUGCUUGGCGUGGGCGGAGUGCCAAUUCAGCCCUUUGGGAUCUCCUACAUCGAUGAUUUUGCCCACCACAGCAAUUCACCCCUCUACCUUGGGAUUCUAUUCGCUGUGACCAUGAUGGGGCCAGGGAUGGCCUAUGGUCUGGGCAGCCUCAUGCUGCGCCUCUAUGUGGACAUUGACCGGAUGCCAGAAGGUGGUGUUAGCCUGACCCCGAAGGACCCCCGAUGGGUGGGUGCCUGGUGGCUGGGCUUCCUCAUCUCUGCUGGCAUGGUGGCACUGGCUGCCAUCCCCUACUUCUUCUUCCCCAGGGAGAUGCCCAGGGAGAAGCAUGAGCUUCACUUCUGGCGAAAGGCAUUGGCAGGUGCAGCCUCACCUGUCAACAAGGUUGAGGAUUCUCCCUCUGAACAGAGCCCUGGGAAAUCCUCAAAGAAGCAAGAUAACCCAACCCAGAUGGCACUAGACCUGACUGUGAUCCAGUUCAUUAAAGCCUUCCCCAGGGUGCUGCUGCGAACCCUGCGCCAUCCCAUCUUCUUGCUGGUGGUCCUGUCUCAGGUGUGCAUGUCAUCCAUGGUGGCAGGCAUGGCCACCUUCCUGCCUAAGUUCCUGGAGCGCCAGUUCUCUGUCACAGCCUCCUUUGCCAACAUGCUCAUCGGUGGGCUCACCAUCCCCAUGGCCAUUGUGGGCAUUGUGGUGGGGGGCAUCCUCAUCAAGCGCCUCCACCUAGGCCCCAUGCGUUGCGGAGUUCUUUGCCUGCUUGGAUUGUUGUUGGCUCUGGUGGUCGGCCUCCCUCUCUUCUUCCUUGGCUGCUCAGCCCACCACAUUGCAGGCAUCAAUCUGCAGCCUGACACCCAGCCCAGAGCGGAGCUGUUUCCAGGUUGCAUGGCACCCUGCUCCUGCCCAGUCGAUGGCUUUAACCCAGUCUGCGACACUGACGCCCUUGUGGAGUACAUCACACCCUGCCACGCUGGCUGCACGGCCCAGAUGGUCCGGGCAGAUCUGGAUACAAGCAAGGUUUUCUAUAGCAACUGCAGCUGUGUGGCUGGGGGAGGCCCUGUGCCCGCUGGCUCCUGUGACUCAGCCUGCAGCCACCUGGUGCUGCCCUUCAUCCUCCUGGUCAGCCUGGGAGUGGCACUGGCCAGUGUCUCCCACACACCCAGCUUCAUGCUCAUCCUAAGGGGAGUGAAGAAAGAAGACAAGCCUUUGGCUGUGGGCAUCCAGUUCAUGCUCCUGAGAGUGCUGGCCUGGAUGCCAAGCCCCGUGAUCUACGGCAGUGCCAUUGACACCACCUGCGUGUACUGGGCCUUGAGUUGUGGGCGUCGAGCCGUCUGCCGCUACUAUGACCUUGACCGGCUGCGAAAACGGUUUAUUGGCCUCCAGUUCUUCUUCCAAAUUGGUUCACUCGUAUGCUUUGCCUUGGUUUUGGCUGUCCUGAGGCAGCAGAACAAAGAGGAGGAGACCAAGGAGGCUGUGUCCAGCCCUGGCGCACAGCAACAAUUGCUAAUGUCAGGGUCAGAUAAGAAGCCAAAGGACUCCAGCGUGUGAGCUCUCCUGGGACCCACCCUGGCCAAGAGCAGCAGCCACAGUGGUACUUCUUCAGUCGCUUGCCCAAGAUUGUCAGGAACACUGUGUCCCAGGUCUGGCCCACCACUAAAUUGUGAGUGAUUUCAUGCAAGCUACUGGCUCUGUCUGAGCCUUCGUUUUCUAAUCAGAACCAAGAACUUAUUUGGGAGUUUGUGGUAUUAACCACUUCUGAAGCAAAAGCAUCUUCCCAAGUCCUCCCCCAGCAGCCAGCUGUCCCCAAAUCAAGCUUCCUCUGCUGGGAGGACUGCAUAUGGUCACCUGAGGCCCUAAGACAGAGAAAUCGACCAAAGUAGACCAGGCUGUCCCAACACCACACAGUUCUGCUCUGCCUCGCACUCGCAGCACCCUCCCUGAGUCUCAGUCCCCUCCUCUGUCAGGUGGGGCUGGACUCUUUCAUCUGUGACCAGCCCAGUGGUUAGGAGACACGGGUCUCCUCCAAUCCUCAAGAACUGUCCCUUUGGCGCCCCCUAGAGGCUGAUCCCAAAGCUGAUUUUUAAUUAAGGGGAUCCCCACAAGAAAAAAGGAGCUGGCUUCCCACUCAGGACCUUCCACCUUGGCAAAACCCGGGGCUGGAAGGUUGGCGUGGAUCUUUGCCUGAAGGGGAGUCUUCCUCUCAAACUCAGGAAGUCCCAGCUCUGGGAGACACGGUUUGAGGGUAAACUCCAACCCCUGCCUUAGUGGCCCUGGAGGAGCAGACUCAGCUGAACACUUGGUCAUCUUCCAACUUCAGAGCCCAAACAUAAUUACUAUCUCUGCAUUGUCAGAAUCUCACACCUUUGACAAGGGGUCCCGGAAGUAUCUGUGACUUUUGUGAAUAGAAUCCUAGUUUCCUCUUUUCUUUCCCAGUGCCUAAGUCCCUGUCAUUAGUCCUGGGGAGUUAAUGUUCAAUGCCAUGAGGCUCAAGUUAGUGGUAACCUCUGGUCCUCUGCCUGAUUCAUUGACUCGAUAGACCAUGUCUUGUUUUCUGCAGUCUUGUCUGUCCUGUUUAUUCCCCAGGGCUAGGAGGGUGUCUCCUGUUUGCUCUCAGUCCUAUCUGGUGCCACCUGUACACCCCACCUAUUGCCUGUAUCUUGGGAGGCGCCACCCUGGGAGCUAUUGCUGAUGGCACCUUGUGUGCCCAGUCCUGCUGGCUGAGGACACUCAUGGCUCUUGGCCUCUGGGCAGCUCCCAAUGUCAGAGCUCUGGGGCUUCCCCUUGUGAAAGAUGAAGGAAGUAUAGAAGGUCUAAUUCCUAUCUUAUUCUGCUGCUUAACUGUAAAUGUUUAACAAAUAUCUGAGCCUGUAUUUAUCAGUGUGAGGAAUUUCAAAGUCUCCUCCAACAAGAUGAGGCUUCAGUAGGCUUAUAUUCCUUCUCCUCCCCCCUGUUGCCCAGGUUUUGCAGAUAUAAUUUGGAAUUAUAGAUACAGCUUAUUAUUAAAUUUGUUCUCGUAUAA
Messenger RNA from Cavia porcellus (domestic guinea pig), 3880 nucleotides. RefSeq names its product solute carrier organic anion transporter family member 2B1 (gene Slco2b1). The record is from RefSeq and is a predicted model, not a curated record. The transcript has 14 exons. Gene Ontology annotation, cellular component: plasma membrane. Gene Ontology annotation, molecular function: protein binding. Lineage: Eukaryota; Metazoa; Chordata; Mammalia; Rodentia; Caviidae. Gene Ontology annotation, biological process: sodium-independent organic anion transport; transmembrane transport. The coding region runs from base 280 to 2409 and encodes 709 amino acids.